Messenger RNA from Alternaria rosae, 2593 nucleotides. Its product is annotated as fungal-specific transcription factor domain-containing protein. The transcript has 5 exons. Gene Ontology annotation, biological process: regulation of DNA-templated transcription; DNA-templated transcription. NCBI's taxonomy places the organism in Eukaryota, Fungi, Ascomycota, Dothideomycetes, Pleosporales, Pleosporaceae. Gene Ontology annotation, cellular component: nucleus. The record is from RefSeq and is a predicted model, not a curated record. Gene Ontology annotation, molecular function: zinc ion binding; DNA-binding transcription factor activity, RNA polymerase II-specific; DNA binding. The coding region runs from base 224 to 2119 and encodes 631 amino acids.
GAGUGCCAAGCAGCAGUGGCUGGUAUCAACUCCACAGCGUCCCCACGCAACCUCGGUGACCUUUUCUGGGGCGCGUCAGCUCCAGCGCGGAAAUACUUCAAUCUUCACUUUAUUCCCGCCAACGUUGUGCCCACUGUUGCCGCUUGGAUCCUCGCAUUUGCCCGUCAUUGUCAAACACUCGGACCAAGCUCACGCGUAUCCCGAUCGCCGCACGCGCUGCACGAUGGAUGACGAAGGCACGCAGCCCUCGACAAGUCCUGAUCCGUCAACCGCCAGCGCGACAGGCACCCACGGCGAUGCGCCACCAAAGAAGAAGCAAAAGCGCAACAAGCCGACGCUGAGCUGCGAGGAGUGUGUCGAGCGCAAGACCAAAUGUGACCGAACUCGUCCUCAUUGCUUGGCUUGCAUCAAGCGACAAUCAAUAUGCAAAUACUCCGACAUCGCCAACUUGAUCGCGAAUUCCACGGACAAGGUUGGCGCCGGUCGCACUGCGGGACGCUCCAGAAAAACGAGCGCGAGGCCUUCGUUGCACCUUGGCAGCGACCCGCACCCACAUGGCAAGCCGCCCGUUCAGGCCCACAUCCAGGUACCACCAACGCCAGUCAGAGCACAAUAUCGUAGCGUGUCAUUGUCAUCGUCAGGGUCCUCGCCAUUCCUGUUAUCAAACAUACCGUACUCUAACCACACGCCUGCGCCAUUCUUUGGUCUGGGUUCUGAGCACCCCUUUGCUAAUUACUGGACGAGUCGAGGCGGUCUCGCCGAAGUUGUCGGCGUGCUACCAGCUAAAGAGCAGGCAGACAUUCUGGUAGACAAGUACUUUGAUGCUGUUGACCCAGUAUAUCCCAUGGUGCAUCGUAGGAACUUCUAUGCCGAUUACCAACGUUUCUGGUCGCUGCCAUUAGAGGAAAAACAUACAGCAGACCCCGUGCUGGUUGCUCUUCACUUUGUUGUGUACGCUAUGGGUACGCAAUUUAUCCGUACCACUGAUAAUCUCGAGCGAGCGAAGAUUGCCGAGUUCUACAUAUCAGCUGCUCAGCAAGCGUUGCGAGUAUCUUCGUACCUUAGUCGAGCUUCAGUCAGAACGUUGCAGGCCAUGGUUCUGAUAGGAUACUUUUUGAUGAACGACAACCAUGCUUCUGAUGCAUGGGCUUUUGGUGGGGUUCUAGUACGGCAAGCGUACGCCAUGGGGUUACAUCGCGACCCCGACAUCAUUGCGCCUCGGUGCUCACUGAGUGACAAGCAGCAACGGCGGAAGCUCUGGCAAGCCAUAUAUUUCCAGGACACAUUCCUUACCGUUUUACUAAAACUCCCACCGACCAGUGUUUUCUCAGACAUACAGCCAGAAUCCCUGAGCGAUGACCUUGAUGAAUACAUCCCGAACGGUUCUUCGAACAACGGCACAACAGACCCCGUCAUCAAUCCCAUGAGCAUCAGCAACAUCGCCUCGAACCACGAUCUCUAUCCUUCCUACGAGCUGUCAGAUCGAAGAUACAUCCGUUCGAUGUGGCACAUGGCCAACCUUGUGUCCCGCACUGUCUGCAUCCCACGUUCAUUGGCAACGCCCUUGACGACCUCGAUCUCGCACAAAGCCGAGCUGGUAAACGAAUACUUUGCUCUGCACAAGACCUUUCCGGAAGAUCUUACGGCAUCUGACGAAACCACUAUACGCAGCAUGGCAGAAACAAACCCACGCGGUUUACGGCAAAAUUUGUUCUUUCGAAGCAACUUCUGGCAUUGCGUCAUGGCCAUACAGGCGGAUGAGAACCCCGCAGAAGGCGUACCGUGCGACGUCAAAGGUGCGCUGGACGCAGCUAGAAUGGCAUUGCAGCCUUUCUUCCAUUUCUGGGAGUAUCUCAGGAUCGAUGCCAGUGUAUGGUGGGUGUUCCAACACCGCGCGUUUGAGGAAGCGCUCCUCAUGGCACGCAUCCUCGGCCAGCAAGCGCAACCGCUUUCACCCAGUCAUAAUGGCAUGCCUCCUUCAGCAGACCCUCUGCUCAAAGACGCGAAAGAAGAUGCACGAAAGUGUCUGGAUAUCUUGGAUCUGGUCGGCAUUGCACCAGAGAUGCAGAAGACGAGGACGGAGGUGCUCAGGACUGCGUUUUUGGAUAUAUUGUGGUAGUUGCGCGUAAAUAUAGGCUAGAUAGCUGCGGCAGCAGUGUCGAUUCACCUAAUAAUGUAAUAUAAUUAGGAAUUUGGAGAUCAGUGCAAGUAGAUAUCAGGAAGUUUGCUACUGGUGAGGGAAAUAGAUACGAAAGAUGUCUCGGUGUGGGGCGAUGCGGGUUGAUUACGAACAUGCCUGGGCAGAUAGAACAUCUGUUUCAGGAACAAAGGCCGUAAUUUACGGGUUCAAGUGCUUAUGGUCGGCGAUUUCCUGUGGUCAAUUGCUGCAGACUCUGCCGCGGUCAUCGUGUAGUCGGACCUUUGCCAGGCCAGCAUUUUGCUAGCCCGUUUCACGCGCCGCUGUGCCUGUGCGGACGAAGCCGUUACGUUUGUAAGUAGUGGUGUGUCAGCCAUAAGAUGAGGGAUUGGGCACGUAGAUCAACGAAGAAGACGACGUCUUUUUUCUAUCUAGACUGCCCAGACGGCCUGGUCU